AUGAAUAACAAGCAAAAUGAACCUCAGAAGGGGAAACAGAAAAAUAGGGCAAUAUUGAAAUUGCAUUUUACUCCUGUUUCUAGUGAUGAAGUAAAAGGCCAUGUGGAUCUUGUUAUUAAGGUUUACUACAAAAACGUGCACCCUAAGUUUCCUGAGGGGGGGAAGAUGUCUCGGUACGUGGAUAACAUGAAGAUAGGAGAUACCAUCGAUUUCCGAGGGCCAAAUGGGCUCCUGAUUUAUAAAGGACCAGGUAAGCUGGCAAUCAAACCGGAUAAGAAGAGUGAACCUAAGAUGAAGUUCGCCAAGAAUUUGGGAAUGAUUGCUGGUGGGACAGGAAUAACACCAAUGCUGCAGCUGAUUCGGCACAUUACCAAGGAUCCUGAAGAUGGUACAAAGUGCUCCCUUAUCUUUGCUAAUCAGACUGAGGAAGAUAUCCUACUCAGAGCAGAGCUAGAAGAAGUGGUGAAGAACCAUCCAAACCAAUUUAGUCUGUGGUACACUCUGGACAGGCCUCCUAAUGAUUGGAAGUAUAGCUCUGGAUUCAUUAAUGCAGACAUGAUCAAGGAUCAUCUCCCACCACCAGGGGCCGAUACCAUCAUUUUGAUGUGUGGUCCUCCUCCAAUGAUCCAGUUUGCCUGUCAACCCAACCUGGAAAAACUGGGCUAUGCUCAAGACAAGACUUUUGCCUACUAACACAUUCCUCUUAUGGUUAGCAAGUGUAUCUUGGUACUUUUUGUAUUAAACUUCAGAAUGUCUUAU
This is a messenger RNA of Dromiciops gliroides (monito del monte), 759 nucleotides long. Its product is annotated as NADH-cytochrome b5 reductase 2-like. The transcript has a single exon. The coding region runs from base 1 to 693 and encodes 230 amino acids. The record is from RefSeq and is a predicted model, not a curated record. Gene Ontology annotation, cellular component: mitochondrion. Gene Ontology annotation, molecular function: FAD binding; oxidoreductase activity. NCBI's taxonomy places the organism in Eukaryota, Metazoa, Chordata, Mammalia, Microbiotheria, Microbiotheriidae.